AUGGUGUUGUCAGAACUCAGGGCUUUCUCAUUCACCAAGGAUGUUAAAAGCAUUGCUGAGAUCACAACUCUUACUGAAGAAACCUUCUGCAAUAUGGUUGGAAAGACAGUGAGGUUCAAGGCUAACCCUUUCGGGUGGUAUUAUGGGUUAUGUCAAACUUGUAACAAAACCAACCAAUCUCCAGGCUCCCCAUUCCAAUGCAAUUGUUCUGAUAACAGUUCAACCCCGAUAACUAAGUAUAAAAUUGAGAUUGAGGUCGAACACGAAUCCAAGACUUCUAAUUUUGUGUUUUGGGACAAGGAGUGUAUUCCUUACAUUGGCAUGUCGGCUCAUGCACUAAGACAGGUAAUGAAAAAGACAAAUAAGGACCAUCCUCUGAUUUAUCCGGAAUACCUUGACCAUCUGUUGGACAAAGACUUUGCUUUUCGUGCUAAAUACCAGCCUUACUACAGACAAGCAUCUAUAGUUAGACUAACUCAAGAUUGUAAGGUGAUGCGGCAGAUAGAAGAAGUUAUUACACAUUCUCAGGCUUGUCUAACCAUCACCAACAAGGAUGAAUCUCCUAAGGGAAAGGUCGUACUCUUCUUGGAAGACAACAAUGUCGUAAACACACAGACUAAUGUUACUCAUUCCAAAACAACUACAUCUGCAACACAGAAUUGGAGCCCCGAAGCCAGCAUUUCCAACACCCCUUCAAAGUGGUUGUCACCUGAUUUAGUUCAAGAUCUGGAGGGCCCUGAUCUUUUAUCACCAAAACUUUCUGCAACAAAUGCGGCAAAGACCAAGUCUGGAAGGAACACAAAAAACAAGUGA
Molecule: messenger RNA, 813 nt
Organism: Vicia faba (fava bean)
Lineage: Eukaryota; Viridiplantae; Streptophyta; Magnoliopsida; Fabales; Fabaceae
Source: the annotation of a GenBank genome assembly